GCGGCGCGGCUCGGGGGGUUCUAUUGAGGGAAGCGCCGCUUAGGGGUUUCUCCCCGCGCACUCCUCAGCACUUUCAGACCAUGUUAAAGACCAAGUUGAAUGUCCUAACUCUUCGGAAAGAGCCUCUUCCAACAGUGAUCUUCCAUGAACCAGAAGCCAUUGAGCUGUGCACCACAACUCCCCUCAUGAAGACCCGGAGUCACACUGGAUGCAAGGUUACAUAUUUGGGUAAGGUUUCCACAACAGGAAUGCAAUUUUUGUCAGGCUGCACAGAGAAACCCGUCAUUGAAUUAUGGAAGAAGCACACACUCGCCAGGGAGGAUAUUUACCCAGCUAAUGCCCUUCUGGAAAUUCGCCCUUUCCAAGUCUGGCUGCAUCAUCUGGACCUCAAAGGUGAGGCGACAGUCCACAUGGAUACCUUUCAGGUUGCACGUAUAGCCUACUGCACUGCUGACCACAACAUCAGCCCAAACAUCUUUGCUUGGGUCUAUCGGGAGAUCAACGAUGACUUGUCCUACCAGAUGGACUGCCAUGCUGUAGAGUGUGAGAGCAAGCUGGAGGCUAAGAAGCUGGCCCAUGCCAUGAUGGAGGCCUUCAAGAAAACUUUUCACAGCAUGAAAAGUGAUGGCCGGAUCCACAGGAACAGCUCGUCAGAGGAAGUGUCUCAUGAAUUUGAGUCUGAUGAUGGCUGACUGAACUCAGUCAUGGUUCAGCAAAGGCAGAAAUGGCCUAGGGAAUGCGAGCUGAUAGAUGAAUAAGUAACAAUUGAAACUGGGGAAGGAAAGGACUGCCAAACACUUCUCUGACCAGCUUUUUAAAUCAAAAGAGCAAUUCAGUACCUACAGAUAUGCAUCAUUAAAGUAAUUACAUUGAAA
Molecule: messenger RNA, 875 nt
Organism: Melopsittacus undulatus (budgerigar)
Lineage: Eukaryota; Metazoa; Chordata; Aves; Psittaciformes; Psittaculidae
Gene: PID1
Product: phosphotyrosine interaction domain containing 1
Exons: 3
Coding region: 81-692 (203 amino acids)
Biological process (GO): regulation of reactive oxygen species metabolic process; negative regulation of insulin receptor signaling pathway; negative regulation of D-glucose import across plasma membrane
Cellular component (GO): cytoplasm
Source: RefSeq, a predicted model, not a curated record